Paecilomyces variotii is the source of this 1946-nucleotide messenger RNA. RefSeq lists its product as hypothetical. NCBI's taxonomy places the organism in Eukaryota, Fungi, Ascomycota, Eurotiomycetes, Eurotiales, Thermoascaceae. The transcript is spliced from 3 exons. The record is from RefSeq and is a predicted model, not a curated record. Bases 376 to 1740 code for a protein of 454 amino acids.
GUCAUUAGGGGAGAGCCCGGAGAGGCACCACCAGCCGUGAUUUAGUGGCGGUAUUGCGUGCGCCCGCUGGUCGUCAGCGACAUCUCACUAAACUCAAAAGGAUGAGCGCAGAUCACCAUCGCGCCAUACUAGGCCCGGUUUUCGAGCGGAUGCUCUACUCGAGUAAUGGCUGUGUUUUGGGGGCCGAUGGGAUAUUAUAUGGUCGCUCGCUCGUGCACCUUUUCUUCCUUUUGCUCCUGAGCUUAGAGGGUGUCUCGUGUCGUCGGUUUCGAUUACAUUGCAUUGCACCAGACCUGUCGCUCGUUGGUGUCGACCAUUUGGGGCCCGCUUAUAUACUCUUAGGGCAUGCUUGCCUAGAGAAGUAAUAGAAAUCCAAUGCCGUAUCAGGUACGGCAGGGAGAUCUCGAGACAGGCGACUACAAUGUGAUGCUGAUGGACGACCAUCCUCUCCGCUCUUACCCCACGGAGUGCAUUCCAGGGCUGUCCAUAUACAUGGGAGAAUGGUAUACGGCGGCCAAGAAGAAUGCAACUGAACGCGUCUUCCGCUAUUCUUGUGUUUUUCUGGUGAUACUCGGCCUGAUCCAAUGCAUCACAAUUGUCGCCAAGGGUGCCAUGUUUCUUCUUCCAGGCGACCAUGACUGGAAGACGGUGGGAUGGGAGGAUUCCGAGGAGUGGUCUCCAGAGCUGACUCGGUUGCCACUGGAGUUCAAAAGUGAUGGGAAAUCAGUCGAGUGCAUCUCUCGACAUACGCGCUUACACGCUGACCCCUUUCAUUUCGCCAUGGUCUCAGGCUGCAGUGGAGUGGAAGCCGAUAUCUGGCUGCAUGGGAAUGAGAUCUUGGUGGGAAACUCGGUGACUGGACUAGACGCCGCCAAUACACUCGCACAUGUCUACCUCGAACCCCUUAUGACGGCUAUCGAGGAUCAAAAUGCCGGUCGUACAGCAAACGAAAACGGAGAGAUGAGCGCGCCUCGAGGAAUCUUUGCAGAGGAUCCGUCGAAAUCGUUCAUCCUGCUUCUCAACUUCAAGACCACUCCAAACUGGCUGUGGCCGCGUCUCAUCUCUCAGCUUUCCAUUCUUAGGGAAAAGGGUUACCUGACCUACCACGACGGCUCAGAACUUGUUAAACGGCCUGUCACCGUUGUGCUCACGGGGAGAGCGCCGUUCCACUUAAUCCGUGGUGACCGUGCUGUUCGCGAUAUCUUCUUCGACGCAUCCUUGGAGGAACUAGCAUUGAAUGACAGUGGGGAUAUUUCAAAGUUCACAGCGCCGCUUGCUUCCAUUAAGAGAGAUGUCGAGGAAACCGUCUCUGCUGCAGACGAGCAAACUACGACUACCGAGCGCGAUGUGAAAGACCCUCAUGAGGCCAAGCCAAACGAGCCUUUGCAGAACGCAGUCUACACCUAUAACGUAGAAAACACCUACACUGCCUCCGCCAACUUCCGCACCUCGAUAGGAAUGCCACACCGUGGUAGAUUCUCUCGUCGGCAGCUAGAAAUGAUCCGAGCUCACAUCCAUGCAGCGCGGAAACGCGGCCUGAAAGUUCGAUACACCGGUAUUCCUGACUGGCCCGGCAAACUUCGCCAUCUUGUCUUGUACACAUUAGUGAACGAAGGUGUCGAUAUCAUUGAGAUCGACGCAUCGGGAGAACAUCGCCGUCCACACCAAUCACGGCGAACUCCUGCACUAGCACAGGAGGAUGAGCAUGAAACACAACGCUUUAGGGCCUCCACUGUGUGAAGCCCGUUGCAUUUCCUUAUGUGUCCCGCUUUUUAUGUCUAGCCUUUAGAUGGUCCGAUACCCCAUGUAGCAGUAUGGAUAUAACCCAUAUAAUCAAGGAAUGCUGUUUCCAAGUAGCUAAAGAGAACCAUGCUUCUCAAUGUCUGUUUCCUGGAGUCCAUGUAACCAGUGAUGUACUCUCAAAAAUAUAACACUAAUAGACACGU